Molecule: messenger RNA, 4707 nt
Organism: Ruditapes philippinarum (Manila clam)
Lineage: Eukaryota; Metazoa; Mollusca; Bivalvia; Venerida; Veneridae
Exons: 4
Coding region: 335-1138 (267 amino acids)
Source: RefSeq, a predicted model, not a curated record
AGCUGAGCUCCAUGGACACUUCCCCCCAACAGGUCACACAAAAGGACAGCUCACCUUUCCCUCCCCCCAACAGGUUACUCAGCGUCCAAGCUCACCUUUUACCUCCCCCCAACAGGUUAUUCAGCGUCCAAGCUCACCUUUCCCUCCCCCCAACAGGUUACUCAGCGUUCAAGCUCACCUUUCCCUCCCGCCAACAGGUUACUCAGCGUCCAAGCUCACCUUUCCCUCCCCCCAACUGGUUACUCAGCGUCCAAGCUCACCUUUCCCUAUCCCCCAACUGGUCAAUGAGAGUUUAAGCUCACCUUUGCCUCCCCCUCAACAGGUCAAUCAGAGUAUGAGCUCACCUUUCUCUAACCCCCAACUGGUCAGUCUGACUCCCAGCUCACCUUUCCAACAGGUCACUCAGAGCCCUUUCUCCCCUUACCCACCCCAACAGGUCACACCAUCACUGAGCCAUUUUUCAACUUAUCCAGCCCAACAGGUCACAAAUUUAAAUAACUCUAACGUGUCGGUCUCUGAGAGUUUGGGCUCCUCUCAUCCCCAGAUGGUCACAAUGGACUCCCAAAACCCUGGUGAUUCUUUUAUUGAAAAGAAUUACUGGGGUUCCCCAGUGAGACCGAGAGCAACGUACCCAUAUAAUUCUGAAGAGUCUUCCGUUCACUUAAAUGGAGCAUUUUCCACCCUGUAUGGCUCCCCCAGCAAGUGUCACAGCUGUUGUGACAGAGUGGACGCUCUGGAGAGGCAGGUUACAGUCAUUCAAGAAUCUAUGGACAAACUGAUUAAGAAAAAGAAAAACAAAGAUGUAGGAAACAGUCAGUCAGACACUAGUAAUCAAACUAUGAAUGCUGGGUAUACAAAGGACAUGUUGCUUAAAGAAAUUGAAAAUAUGGGGUUGAGCCAGGCAAUUAGUCACAUAAUGGUGACACUGUUCACCACAGAUGAACUCGUGAAAUCAUCGGUAAUGGGGGUAAAAAAUCAGAGGUCAUCCGCUGUGGGGCUUGAUCCCAUCAGAAGAACACUGCUGGAGUCUAUUAUAAAGGAGAAAUUUGGAGUAACUACCACAGCAAUAAGAUCUGUGAUGAGAAACAGAAAAAAAAUAGUUAAAAUGAGAAACUUCAUCAAUAAUGACAAUGAAUAGUUCUUACAUGAUAUAUACGCACAUAGGAUUUAUUUUUAUGCCCCCCUUCAAAGAAGAUGGGGUAUAUUGUUUUGCUAAUGUCUGUCUGUCGGUAGACCAAAUGGUUUCCCCGGAUUAUCUUUAAAAUUGUUUAUCACAAAGUCGUCAUAUUUCACAUAGUGAUUGGUCAUAACUAGUAGAUGACCCUAUUGAUUUUGGGGUCAAAGGUCAAGGUCAAAGGUGCUUUAAAGGUCAGAAUUAAGUAUAAUUCUUCAUUUUGGUUUAUGUGUCAUUUUUAUAUCUUAUUAUCCCCUGCCGAAAAAUUUCGGCGGAGGAUAUAGAAAUAGUCUCCGUCCGUCUGACCUUCCGUCCAUCCGUCCGACAUUUUUGUCCGGUGCAUAUCUCUAAAAGUAUUUGAGUUAUCAACUUGAAACUUCAUAGGUGGAUAAUCCUCAUUGAGGAGGAGUGCAUUGCACAAGAAUGAUAACUCUACCUUGCAUGAUUUUUGAGUUAUUGCCCUUUGUUAUUUUUCAAAAUUGAUUUUUGUCCAGAGCAUAACUCCAAAAGCCUAUGAGAUAUUAACAUGAAACUUCAUAGGUCCAUAGAUCUCACUCAGGAGGUGUGCAGUGCACAAGAAUGAUAACUCUACCCUUCAUAAUUUUUGAGUUAUUGCCCAUUGUUAUUUUUCAUACCUAAUUUUUCACCUGAGUGGAGCAUAACUCAAAAAGUGUUUGAGAUAUCAACAUGAAAUGUCAUAGGUGGAUAGAUCUUAUUGAGGAGGAAUGUUGUGCGCAAGAAUGAUAACUCUUCCCUAUACAAUUUUUGAGUUAUUGCCCUUUUUUUCAUGCUAUUUUGUCCAGAGCUUAUCUCAAAAAGUAUUUGAGGUAUCAACUUGAAACUUCAUAGGUGGAUGGAUCUCAUUGAGGAGGAGUGCAGUGCUUAAGAAUGAUAACUCUACCCAGCAUUAUUUUUGAGUUAUUGCCCUUUGUUAUUUUUCAAAAUUAAUUUUUGUCCAGAGCAUAACUCAAAGAGCCUUUGAGAUAUCAAAAUGAAACUUCAUAGGUGCAUAGAUCUCACUCAGGAAGUGUGCACUGCACAAGAAUGAUAACUCUACCUUUUAUAAUUUUUGAGUUAUUGCCCUUUGUUCUUUUUCAUACUUAAUUUUUCAAUUCAAUUUUUUUCUCAAAAGUAUUUGAGGUAUCAACUUGAAACUUCAUAGGUGGAUAGAUUUUACUGAGGAGGGAUGCAGCACACAAGAAUGAUAACCUACCCUGCAUUAUUUUUCAGUAAUUGCCCUUUGUUAUUUUCAGCCAUCAGUAUUCACAUAGGUUUCAAAUCUGUAAUCACUAUAGCCAUCAGUUUUCAUUACCAAAAGACCUCUUAAAAUGGAAUUAUUCGGCUCUACUACAUAUACAUUCUUCCAAUGAGCAAACACAUUCGGCGGGGGAUGGCCAUGUUGACAUGGCUCUUGUUAUCUUGAAAACUGUUUAUUACAAAUUCUUCAUAUAUCACAUAUUGAAUUGUCAUAUCUAUUUGAUGACCCCUAUUGAUUUUGGGGUAACUAGGAUACAAGGUCACAGGUUCCUUUAUCACAAAGACUUCGUAUUUCACACAUUGAUUGGUCAUAAAAGUAGAUGUCCCCAAUUGACAUUGGGAUUACUAUGUCAAAGGUAAAGGUCAAAGGGGUCUUAAUGUUACAAUUGUUUUUGCUCAUUAUCAUAAAAAUUAUUUAUCACAAAGUCUUUAUAUUUUACAUAUUGAAUAGCCAAAUGAAGUACAUGACCCUAUUGAUUUUGGGAUCACAGUUCAAAGGUUAAGGCCACAGGGGCUUUAAAUGUAAAUAUGGUUUUUGCUUAUUACUUUGAAAACUUUUUAUCACAAAGUCUUAAUAUUUCACAUAUUGAUUAGUCAUUGGGUCACUAGAUCAAAGGUCAAGGUCUCUAUAUUUCAUAUAUUGAUUGGUUAUAACUAGUAGGUCAUUAUCUUUCUUUUUUACAUUAAUGUACAUAAAUGUACACUUCCAGGUACCCAUUUGUUGCAAGUUUCAAAAUUACCAAUAGUGUGAGUCAAUGGCUAGAAAGGGGGCAUUAUUGUGUUGUUCGACAUUUCUUGUUUAUUAUUGUGUAACAGUUAUAUGAAAUUUUAUUUCAUCGAUUACCCUUUAAAGAUCCUGUAUGUUGUUAUUAAUGAUGUUACCACACUUAAGUGAAACUUUAUAUAUAAAGGAUAUUUUUUAACACGUAAAUUUUUAUUUUAUGGUUAAAAACAAGUUAAAAAGAACUUUUAUUUUUUAAAACACGAUUAAACACAUAAUUUACGCUUGACCUCUGAUUUUUACGCCCAUAACAGAUGAUGUCAUAAGUUCAUCUGUGGUGAACUGUGAGUGUCAACAUAAUAUGGUUAAUUGCUUCCAAAAAUGCCAAUGAUGCUUUGUUUUAAAAAUAAAAACAAAUCUAGUUGAAGAAAAAAACCAAAAGACAGAUUAUUAAUGCUGCCUCGGCCUGGUACUGGCUUAUGCUAAAAUUUAAGCUUGCUAUCUCAUUUGCUGUUACCUAAUUUUAGAUGUUUUACUAGAGUUUUUCUAGUUUGCUUAAUUCAGUAAAUUCAUGUUGUUUUCAUAAUCAUUUUUAUUUGUAACAGAAUAUGUAUUUUAGCUUAGUAUCGUAAGUAACUACAUGAAUAUUGUACCUAAAACGGAAUGAGAUGCUCUGGAACAAAUGAGCCGUGUCAUGACAAAACCAACAUAGUGGGUUUGCAACCAGCAUGGAUCCAGACCAGCCUGCGCAUCCGUGCAGUCUGAUCAGGAUCCAUGCUCUUCGUUAUCAGUUUCGGUACUUGCAAUAUGGUUUAUAAACGAACAGCAUGGAUCCUGAUCAGAUGCACAGGCUGGUCUGGAUCCAUGCUGGUCGCAAACCCACUAUGUUGGUUUUGUCAUGACACAGCUCAAAUAUUCUGCAGCGGCUACUUGUAACAUUUGGUUUGGCAGAGAUGUGAAGAAUGCCUCAUUCUAUGUAUAUGUAGCUCUUGUUUGAAAAAUAAUACAAGAAUAUUAUACAAAUAUGACUUUUGUGUAAUGAAAAAAAUAAUAUUAACAGAGGCGAUAUAUAUUGUAUAUCAGCAUACAUUCAAAUAUGAAAUCAAGUUGAAUUUAGUACUAAUUAACAAAUAUUCUACAGCGGCUACUUUAAUUGGUUUGGCAAAGAAUUCAUGCAUGCCACAUUCUAUGUAUACGCAGCUCUUGUUUGAUAAAAUGUUCAUAACAGAAUAAAAUGAGUAUGAAAUCAAAUCGAAUUUAGUACUAAAUUUUUAGUCCUAUAUUAACAAUUAAUAAAAAUCAAUAUAUGCCAAUGAAAUGUCAAAUGGGAUAGAACAAUAAUAUCUGUAAUUUGUUGCAGUUCAGAUCAGAAUAUUUGUCCCUUGAGUACCUGUCAAUUGGGCAUCAUCAGGGCUUACCAACGAAAAUUAUUCCACUCACAACACCCAAUUUUUUUAGGGAUGAAUAUUCUAUUCCAAGCUGCACAUAUAUUGAUAUUUUUAGAUCACCUGUCACAUAGUGACAAGGUGAGCUUCUGUGAUCGCUUUUUGUUUGG